AUGUGCUGUAGUCUUUUUCGGUGUGGAGAACCGACCGCGCAUCACGCUUGCCGCAGGGCGUGUGGCAGCCUGCCGAAAGGCGACUAUAGCCUCGCAGACGGCUUUCCAGAUCCGGAGCAGGCAGCACUCGGGUUUGCGCUGUCGGCCUACCUUUACGAACAGUAUGUUACUCCUUCCCGGAAGAUCCGCAGGCUCGGCGUUGGCAAGGACGUCGACCUCGACAGGAUCGGCAUUGUCCUAGAUGGCGUGAAACUGGCACGGGAUCUCAUCAACACCCCGGCAAACGAUCUGGGUCCUGAGGACCUGGCUGCUGCUGUCGCGGCGCUUUUCGACAAGCAUGGCGGAGCCGGGCGUGUGGUUGUUGGUGAAGACCUUCUCGACGAGAAUUUCCCGAUGGUGCACGCGGUUGGGCGCGCAAGUUCCAGAGCACCCCGCAUCGCUGAUUUUACCUGGGGAGAGGCGUCAAAUCCCAAAGUUACCCUGGUCGGCAAGGGUGUCAUCUUUGAUACAGGCGGUCUGAACCUGAAGCCGGGGUCUUCCAUGUCGUUGAUGAAAAAGGACAGGGGCGGCUCAGCCAAUGUUCUUGGCCUGGCCUCGAUGAUUAUGGCGGCAAAACUGCCCGUUCGACUUCGGGUCAUCGUUCCGUGUGGUGAAAAUGCGGUCUCCGGGAAUGCCUUCCGGCCGGGCGAUAUUCUCUCAAGCCGCAAGGGUUUGAGCGUGGAAAUCGGCAAUACAGAUGCCGAAGGCCGUCUGAUUCUGGGAGAUGCGCUUGCAUUGGCGGACGAGGAAAGUCCGGAUCUGCUGAUCGAUAUGGCAACCCUGACCGGAGCAGCGCGCGUCGCGCUUGGUCCGGAUCUGCCGCCGUAUUACACACAUGACGAAGGUCUUGCCGAAGACAUUGCCGUCAUGGCGGAAGCCGCGGCCGAUCCCUUGUGGCGUUUGCCGCUCUGGCAGCCAUACAUGAAGUAUCUCGACAGCAAGGUCGCCGAUAUCAAUCACAUCAACACCUCAGGCGCGGGAUUUGCCGGCUCGAUCACGGCAGCCCUGUUCCUGUCCCGGUUUGUUGAAAACACGGAGAGCUGGAUCCAUUUCGAUAUAUUCGGCUGGACACCGGCUGAUAAACCGGGGAAACCCGCCGGUGGCGAAGCACAAGGUAUCCGCUGCCUGUUUGACCUGAUAUCCGAACGCUAUUCGUCAGCACAAUAA
Molecule: messenger RNA, 1206 nt
Organism: Effrenium voratum
Lineage: Eukaryota; Dinophyceae; Suessiales; Symbiodiniaceae
Source: the annotation of a GenBank genome assembly